AUGAAUACUCAAACGCCCGAAAUUCCCCAACGACCAAACAAACAAUCAACUGAAACUGCUGAUGCAGAGCUGACUCCAUUGGUUAUCUUCGAGGAUUCCAACUCGAUCCAGGAAGAUGAACAAAGUAAAUCCCUCCCCGUGUUGUCAGCUGCAGAACUUCCGACUAUUCCACCCAGACCCUCUAUUUCCAAACGACCUUCGAAGACCAAAUCGCAAACAAGCCUGCCACUGAUGGAGAGACUACCAUCAAUUCCAAAACGGCCGACCUCCAAGAAGCAUCCGUCACAAUCCAUAGACGAGACGAGUAUGAACGAGCCAGAGCUAAAUAAGACCGUUGAUCUUAAUUCACAUAAUUCUGGCUUCGAUUUACCACUCUUUGUGAACAGUGACUUAAAACCUUCCGAUGAACUACUCAUUUCAGAGCUAAAUGAUUCGGACGGAGAGGAUAUCAACAAGACUCCAUCUAAUAGCCGUACUAAGGUGAGUCUCAAAGAUGAUCUGGAUAAUUUUGGUAGUGGUGCAAGUGACACCGAUUCUCUGGUUUUCAAUGACGAUGCGGAGACAAUGCUUCAAGAAGUCGAGGAUUCUGGUACGUCAACGCAGGUUUUGGAGAGUACGAUCAAAGAGCAGCCCUCUUCUCUGACCUCUGGGGUAAUGAAUAAUGACGAGGAUGAACAGGAACCAGCCAUAGUACGAGAUACCAAUCCCGGACUAACGAGUACCAGCGGAGCAAAGAGCUCGGUCAUUCUGGAGACUAAGGUAGAUCCUGUGUUGAGUGAUCUCGACCAUCAAAUCAAUAAAAAGGAAGAAGAAAAAGAAGACGAAGAAGAAGAAGGAGAAGUGAAGUUACAAACUAAAGGCAGCAAGUCCGAGCAGAGCAUGCUUAAAGAAGAGUCAGGGCAUAUAACGCACGUAAAACCUACGAUACCAAAGCGGCCAUCUAGACCCCUGAGUGAAGGACAGGCGGAUGAACCGAAUAAGUCAGGUCACAAACCCUUGCGUGAUGAAACGAAGAAACCCCCACCAAGGCCCAAGCCUCUCUCAUCAAAAAUAGCUGCUUUUCAGACUAUGUUCGAGAGCGGAGACCUGUCACUCCUGGGCACGAAGGCAAUCCCACCUCGCCCUGUAAGGAAAUCUGUGGUGACAGAUCCCAACCACUCCGAAGAACCAGUUGACUCUAAUCAAAAUCGAGCAAAGCUAUCUGAGAAGCAUAAAGCUUUCGCUCAAAAUUUGAAAGGAAUGGUUGGCCACGGUAUCCCAUUACCAGGAUUAGCUACGCCUCUGGCUCUUGCUGCUGCAUCAAAAGAGAAGAAUGAAGAUAACAGCGAUCCACCUACGAAAGAGUUGGAACCAUUGGCACGUCCUGGAAAGGGAGCCAGAAAUAGAAUAUCAAAAAGCAGAAAACUACCUGCUAAUUUGAAAUCCGCUGCGCUUGUCGAACCAGACGAAAGUAACACACUCUCCAUUCUGAAUCCCUGGGUGAUUGAUUUAGCCCUGCAUUGA
This is a messenger RNA of Meyerozyma guilliermondii ATCC 6260, 1503 nucleotides long. RefSeq lists its product as uncharacterized. The transcript has a single exon. The coding region runs from base 1 to 1503 and encodes 500 amino acids. NCBI's taxonomy places the organism in Eukaryota, Fungi, Ascomycota, Pichiomycetes, Serinales, Debaryomycetaceae. The record is from RefSeq and is a predicted model, not a curated record.